Molecule: messenger RNA, 1794 nt
Organism: Exophiala spinifera
Lineage: Eukaryota; Fungi; Ascomycota; Eurotiomycetes; Chaetothyriales; Herpotrichiellaceae
Exons: 6
Coding region: 1-1794 (597 amino acids)
Source: RefSeq, a predicted model, not a curated record
AUGUCUCGUACCGACGUCGAGUUCAAGACAUCCGACAACGUCACGCUGCGAGGGUGGUUUUUCACACCGUCCAAAGUCGCGCCGGGAACAGAACUGCCUUGUGUGAUUCUGAGCCACGGUGUUAGUUGCGUCAAAGAAAUGGGCCUCGGCGACGUCGCGGCAAAGUACGUCUCCGAUAUGAACAUCGCGUGUCUUGUAUACGACUACCGUGGGUUCGGGGCGAGUGAUACAGCGCCUCACAUGCCGCGGCAGGAGAUCAAUACCUGGCUUCAGGCGAACGAUAUCCGAGACGCCAUUACCUAUUUGCAGAUGCGGGACGACGUGGACAAGGCGAAGAUCGUGGUCUGGGGGUACUCGCUUGGUGCGAUGUACUCAGUCUACGUCGCCGGUGUCGAUAGACGGGUGAAGGCUGUGGUUGCGAUAGGGCCGGGGAUGAGCGGGGACGAGAUCUGUAAGAGACUUGCGCCUCCUCACGCCCUCAAUGCCAUGCAAGGCCUCUUUGAGAUGGACAGGAUAGCGAGGGUCAAGGGUGGAGAGCCGAUCAAGGUGCCUGUUGUGAGCAUCGAGGGUGGCCAGUGCUUGUUACCGAGUCCGGAAAGCACAGCAUUCUUUCGAGAGUGGAUUGGGAAGGAUGAAGAAAGAGGGUGGAGGAAUGAGCUUACAUUGAGAAGUCUCGACGAUCUAUCGACGUAUGCGACUCCGAUGGCGCAUCUGGGAAAGAUGAGUCCAACUCCCGUCUUCUUUGGUGUGGCGGCUAGAGACACGAAUAGCCCCCCUGACAUGGUGAUGAAGCAGUACCAAAAGUUGACUGAGCCCAAAGAGUAUGCCAUUGUCGAUGCGGAUCAUUACGAAUUGAUGGGGAAGGCCAGAGAUAUCCUGCAUCCGAGGGAGGUUGCGUUCUUGAAGAAGUGGCUGUCCUUAUUCGGCGAUUUCGACAUCAACGGGAAUCUUGAUACCAUAAAGGGCAUCUUUGCUGAACAAUGGGCCUAUCCAUCGAUGCUGUGGCAUCCUUCCUACUAUCGCUCCAACGGCUAUGCAAACAGUGCGCAAUUCAUGCAUAGCGACGGAAGUACAGUGAUAAACACAUCGUGGUUCAAGUUCAACAUCAUACAGGUGGAUCCAGUUCAAGCUUUCCCAAAGAAACAGAGCGUGUGGAACAAGUAUGAAUGGUACGAGAUGAUUUUCCAUGUUUAUGCGCAGUUAAAUCGCGGUAUAGUCGCUUUCUGCCUAAACACACCAGAAAUCUUUCGCGAUAACCUCGUCGAUAUGAUGAGUUCGGGAAAGUGCGACACUACCGAGGAUGCAGCACCUUUGCUCCAAGAUAUGAUACUGGCAGAGGUAGUCAAAAUGUAUGAUCAUGCUGUUUGGACGAUCCGGGACCAUGUUCGAAAGCUUGAGAAGGAUCGAGAUAUUACCGGGGCAUAUCGCGAUUUUCCCAAGCUUCAUGAUCUUGCAAGACACAUUAUUCAUAGUUGCGAGGUACUCGGUGUCGCUUGUGACAAUGUUACAGAACUCAUCGAUGCACGAAGAGGAGGUUGCUCAUCUCCUAGCACCAACAGCGGCGCUAUUCAGCUGCUCAGGUGUCCUCACAACGAUAUCCAAAUCGCGGUUUCGUUGAGGUCGUUGCGGAACCUCCAACGACGAUCGGAUGCGCUGAAAGCGCGACUUACGAAUGAGAUAAAUCUGGGAUUCAAUCUUGUUGUGCAAAGCGAUAGCUCUUCAAUGAAGACCAUCUCUUUGAUCACUCUUGCUUUCCUUCCAGCAACUUUUGUUUCGGCAAGUGAUUUUCACUGA